Molecule: messenger RNA, 375 nt
Organism: Necator americanus (New World hookworm)
Lineage: Eukaryota; Metazoa; Nematoda; Chromadorea; Rhabditida; Ancylostomatidae
Exons: 1
Coding region: 1-375 (124 amino acids)
Source: RefSeq, a predicted model, not a curated record
AUGGACACUCACUCGGCCCAGGGAGUGAGCCCGGUCGAUUUGCUGUUACUGCGGUCGCGCCGCGCACUAAAUAGCAACUCCAAAAUGGAUGCUGAAACUCUGCGCACUAUCUUGGAAGCCCAAACCACGGCACAACAACAAAUGUUAACUGAGCUGAUGAAGCGUAUGGAAAAGAUGGCUUCCGCUACACACCCAGCCGUUCCAUGUGCACCCGUCGCCACGGCCGAAUAUGUCACAAAUUCUCUGUCGACACGCUUACCUGAGUUCGUGUACGAUCCGGACAGUGGUUGUACAUUCGAGGUCUGGUACAACCGCUACGAGGACGUCAUCUCAAGGACGGUGCUACCUUGGGUGAUGCAGCAAAAGCUCGACUAA